Messenger RNA from Apus apus (common swift), 4969 nucleotides. It is a transcript of the gene XPO7, whose product is annotated as exportin 7. The transcript has 28 exons. Lineage: Eukaryota; Metazoa; Chordata; Aves; Apodiformes; Apodidae. Gene Ontology annotation, molecular function: nuclear export signal receptor activity; small GTPase binding. The coding region runs from base 64 to 3354 and encodes 1096 amino acids. Gene Ontology annotation, cellular component: cytoplasm; nuclear pore. The record is from RefSeq and is a predicted model, not a curated record. Gene Ontology annotation, biological process: protein export from nucleus.
GGCGGCGUGCGGCGCGCGCCGGGCCCGGCGGGGGCGGGGGGAGCGGAGCAUGAAUGGAGCAAGAUGGCGGAUCAUGUGCAGAGCCUAGCCCAGCUAGAGAACCUGUGCAAGCAGCUGUAUGAGACCACAGACACUGCGACACGGCUCCAGGCAGAGAAAGCCUUGGUGGAGUUCACCAACAGUCCAGACUGCCUGAGCAAGUGCCAGCUUCUUCUAGAAAGAGGGAGUUCAUCCUACUCCCAGCUCUUGGCAGCCACAUGCCUUACAAAACUGGUGUCACGCACAAACAACCCUUUACCACUGGAACAGCGAAUAGAUAUUCGGAACUAUGUGCUCAACUACCUUGCCACAAGGCCAAAGCUGGCAACGUUUGUCACGCAAGCACUAAUCCAGCUCUAUGCCAGGAUCACCAAGCUGGGCUGGUUUGACUGUCAGAAGGAUGAGUAUGUCUUCAGGAACGUGAUCACAGAUGUCACAAGGUUUUUACAGGAUAGUGUAGAGCACUGCAUCAUAGGAGUGACAAUCCUGUCCCAACUAACUAAUGAAAUUAAUCAAGUAAGUGCUACAGCCUUCCUCAGUGAAGCUGAUACUACUCACCCACUGACCAAGCACAGGAAAAUAGCCUCUUCCUUCCGAGAUUCAUCCUUAUUUGAUAUUUUCACACUGUCAUGCAACUUACUGAAACAGGCUUCUGGGAAGAACCUAAAUCUAAAUGAUGAGAGCCAGCAUGGUCUGCUCAUGCAGCUGCUUAAGCUGACACAUAAUUGCCUGAACUUUGAUUUCAUUGGCACAUCAACAGAUGAGUCCUCAGAUGAUCUUUGCACUGUGCAGAUCCCAACCAGUUGGAGAUCAGCGUUCUUGGAUUCUUCAACACUUCAGUUGUUCUUUGAUCUGUAUCAUUCCAUCCCUCCUUCGUUUUCUCCUCUGGUUUUAUCCUGCUUGGUGCAGAUUGCCUCUGUCCGCAGAUCCCUCUUCAACAAUGCAGAAAGGGCAAAGUUUUUAUCUCAUCUCGUUGACGGAGUUAAACGGAUACUGGAAAACCCACAGAGCCUGUCAGACCCAAACAACUACCACGAGUUCUGCAGGUUGCUGGCCCGGUUGAAAAGCAAUUACCAGCUGGGAGAGCUGGUGAAGGUGGAGAACUACCCCGAGGUCAUCCGACUCAUUGCCAACUUCACUGUCACCAGCCUGCAGCACUGGGAGUUUGCCCCAAACAGUGUUCACUAUCUCCUGAGCCUGUGGCAGAGACUGGCUGCAUCUGUGCCCUAUGUUAAAGCCACAGAACCUCACAUGCUGGAAACAUACACACCAGAAGUCACAAAAGCUUAUAUCACAUCCAGGCUGGAAUCUGUGCACAUCAUCCUGAGGGAUGGUUUGGAGGAUCCCCUGGAUGACACUGGCCUUGUGCAGCAGCAGCUGGAUCAGCUGUCCACCAUUGGCCGGUGUGAGUACGAGAAGACUUGUGCUCUGCUGGUGCAGCUCUUUGACCAGUCAGCCCAGUCCUACCAGGAGCUGCUGCAGAGUGCCACUGCCAGCCCCAUGGACGUUGCUGUCCAAGAAGGGCGCCUGACGUGGCUGGUCUACAUCAUCGGGGCAGUGAUCGGUGGCCGCGUCUCCUUCGCCAGCACGGACGAGCAGGAUGCCAUGGAUGGAGAGCUGGUCUGUCGGGUGCUGCAGCUGAUGAACCUGACGGACUCUCGCCUGGCACAGGCUGGGAAUGAGAAGCUGGAGCUGGCCAUGCUGAGCUUCUUCGAGCAGUUCAGGAAGAUCUAUAUUGGAGAUCAGGUGCAGAAGUCUUCCAAGCUGUACCGCCGCCUCUCCGAGGUCCUGGGGUUGAAUGAUGAGACCAUGGUCCUGAGUGUCUUCAUAGGGAAAAUCAUCACCAACCUGAAGUACUGGGGUCGAUGUGAACCUAUCACCUCCAAGACGCUGCAGCUGCUCAAUGACCUCUCCAUUGGGUACAGCAGUGUCAGGAAGCUGGUGAAGCUGAGUGCUGUGCAGUUCAUGCUGAACAAUCACACGAGUGAGCACUUUUCUUUCCUGGGCAUUAACAAUCAGUCCAACCUGACUGACAUGAGAUGUCGGACUACGUUCUACACUGCACUUGGGCGUCUUCUCAUGGUGGAUUUAGGGGAAGAUGAGGAUCAGUAUGAGCAGUUCAUGCUUCCCCUCACAGCUGCCUUUGAGACUGUGGCACAGAUGUUCAGCACAAACACUUUCAAUGAACAAGAGGCAAAAAGAACUUUGGUUGGUUUGGUGAGAGACUUGAGGGGAAUAGCCUUUGCCUUCAAUGCCAAGACCAGCUUCAUGAUGCUGUUUGAGUGGAUCUACCCAUCCUACAUGCCAAUCCUCCAGAGGGCAAUUGAGCUGUGGUACCACGACCCAGCCUGCACUACACCUGUCCUCAAACUGAUGGCUGAGCUGGUACAUAACAGGUCCCAACGGCUGCAGUUUGAUGUCUCCUCCCCAAAUGGCAUCCUGCUCUUCCGAGAAACCAGUAAAAUGAUCACCACCUAUGGAAAUCGUAUCCUGACGCUUGGGGAGGUCCCAAAGGAUCAGGUCUAUGCCUUGAAGCUGAAGGGGAUUUCCAUCUGCUUCUCCAUGCUGAAGGCUGCGCUGAGCGGGAGCUACGUGAACUUCGGGGUCUUCCGCCUCUACGGGGAUGAUGCACUGGACAAUGCCCUGCAGACCUUCAUCAAGCUUCUGCUCUCCAUCCCUCACAGUGACCUGCUGGAUUAUCCCAAGCUCAGCCAGUCAUACUAUUCCUUGCUGGAAGUUCUUACCCAGGACCACAUGAACUUUAUAGCCAGUCUGGAGCCUCAUGUAAUCAUGUAUAUUCUCUCUUCCAUUUCAGAAGGCCUCACUGCACUAGACACCAUGGUUUGCACAGGCUGCUGCUCCUGUCUGGACCACAUUGUCACCUAUCUCUUCAAGCAGCUGUCCCGCAGCACCAAGAAGAGGACCACCCCUCUGGCCCAGGAGAGCGACCGCUUCCUGCACAUCAUGCAGCAGCACCCAGAGAUGAUUCAGCAGAUGCUGUCGACAGUGCUGAACAUCAUCAUCUUUGAGGACUGCAGGAACCAAUGGUCAAUGUCUCGGCCUCUGCUCGGCUUGAUACUGCUCAAUGAAAAGUAUUUCUCUGACUUGAGGAACAGCAUAGUGAACAGCCAGCCUCCAGAGAAGCAGCAGGCCAUGCACCUCUGCUUUGAGAACCUCAUGGAAGGCAUCGAACGCAACCUCCUCACCAAGAACAGAGACAGGUUCACACAAAACCUCUCCGCCUUCCGGAGGGAGGUGAACGACUCCAUGAAAAACUCCACCUACGGCGUGAACAGCAACGACAUGAUGAGCUGACGUCUCCCAACUUCCACCUGUACAGAGCAGCAUCUCUUGGGCCUGGCCCGGAGGGGUUAACGUUUCCGAUGGAAAGAAAAAAAGAGGGCGUUUCUCAUCCCUGCUCUUCCCCAGGGCUGGAUUGCGGCGCUGCUGCUGUAUCCAAGUCCGGAGGGAGGAGGGAACAGGAGGAGGGGUUGUUGAGCUCACAGGGGGCAGGGUUGCUUCUGUUUCCAUGGGAAAAAAAAAAAAGGGGGGGUUGGAAGGGCAUAAAAAAAAAAAAACCCACAAAACAAACCACAAAACAAAAACCCAGGUGCAACAAUCCAGCACAUCUCCCUUCCCUGAAUGUCUGGGUGGAACGCCAGCGCUCUGCUGCAGCCUGCCUUGUAAAAUACAAACAAACAUGUACAUUUUUUCAUAACAUUUUGAACAAGGUUUCUAUGGACUCCGUUUAAAAAAAAGAAAAAGGAAAAAAAAAAAAAAAAACAACGAAGAAACACAACAAAAAAAAAAUAGUGUGAUUGAAAAUUUUUACAGAGUCUCGAUGCACCCGGUGCUGGCGUGAGGGUCGUGUAUGAGAGUGAGGAGGAGUGUGGCCUGAAGCUUUGCUGGGCGAGGGGGUGGGUGUGUGAAAGUGGCAGAGAUCUAUUUAGUGACAAGUGGAGAGAGAGAGAGAAGCAGGGGAAAAAAAAAAAACAUGAAAAAAAAUCAUAAAAAAAACGAAAAUCGAAGUGGGGGGGAAUCGAUGAUGAUAAAAAACACUGAAAAGAAAAAAAAAAUUUAAAAAAGGAGAAAAAAAAAAACACAGGAAAAAAAAAAAAGGCAAUGUAAAAUUCCCAAAUGUAUAUUUUUUUCUUAUUAAGCCCCUGGAAAUCACGACUCCCUGUUCCAAGUCCUGCCCUUGUUAUUAGGAACUCGAAGCCAUGCAGCGUGACCUUCCCUCCGUGCUUGCUUGUGGGUGUCUCUCCCGUCCCCAGGUGUAGCAGUAGCCACUUGUCCCCUUGUCACCCCGCUCCUGGCAGGGCCCUCACCCCCUUCCCACCCCAUCCCGGGCUCCUGCCCUUCUCCUCACUGCCUUUUUUUCCUUUUUCUCCCCCAUUUCAGUGAGCAGGCAGCAGGCCAGGGACGCUCGGGCUCUGGGGAGCUCGGAGCUGCUGGAGCCACCUCGGAGGGUUCUUAGUAACAAGACAAUGCCUCAAGCAUGAAGUAUCACACCCCCCUGAUAAAAAUGAUUCCAUUUUUUUUUUCCUAAGUCACCAUAAUGUAUGUUUUGGAUGGAAAAUUGACUCACGGAGGAAAAGCUGAUGGGGGAGGGAACCAGUUUGCCUUGUACUUUUCCCACUAUUGUUGCUGCUAGUCGUGUGCAUCCUCUUGCUCAGCUCUACACUCAGUCCUUAGGGUUCAGUUUCUCUUCCCAGACACCACCUAUUAAUUUUAUUAUUUUUUUUUUCCUUCGGUUUGUUUUGUUUUUUUUGGUUUAUUUGUGUUUUCUUUCCUCUGGCUGAUUGUGUGUUGGGUCCUUUUUUUUUUUUUUUCCCCGCGUGAGCAGAUUGCUGGUUGACUUUGUAAGGGUGUUUGCUGCAUACAGUGUAAGCAUUGUGACUGCAAAUAAAACUUCAAUGGUUUCUACUGA